This is a messenger RNA of Prosopis cineraria, 411 nucleotides long. RefSeq names its product transcription factor AS1-like. The coding region runs from base 1 to 411 and encodes 136 amino acids. The record is from RefSeq and is a predicted model, not a curated record. NCBI's taxonomy places the organism in Eukaryota, Viridiplantae, Streptophyta, Magnoliopsida, Fabales, Fabaceae. The transcript has a single exon.
AUGCUAGCAAAUUCCCCAUCCUACUUUGUGGCCACCUCCAAUAAGGCAUUUAUUCUCACUGAUGCACCAGCUCCUCCAUCAGCUAUGCUUCCAUCAUGGCUUUCUAACUCUAGCAGCACUUUAGCUACUAGGCCAUCUUCCCUUUCUGUGACGCUAAGUCUCUCUCCCUCCACUAUGGUUGCUUCAUCUCUAUUUCCAUGGUUACAACCUAAGAGAAUGCUAAAGAAUACUCCUCCUGUUAUUCAGAACGCAACACCUCAUGGAACUACUUCAGGUUUUAGUGAUAAUAUGCUUGUAUUUGAGCUUGAUGAAUAUUGUAAAGAGCUGGAAGAAGGUCAUCGGGCAUUGUCAUCACAUAGGUGGAGGUUAAAGAAGAUGGGGGCAAUGAUAGGGGCCACACUUAAGUCAUAG